UCGUGGUUCCUAGAAGUGUCAGAAAUUCAGAAUCAAACCCAAAUAUAAAACGCCUCAUCAUUUCCCACUUUAAUAAACCUGAAUAGGGAGCUAAAAGCUGGAUGGUAACAUUUAACAAAGGCAGCAUAUCAGUGAACUGUGGGUCAGUCUCAUAUUUGCUUCUUCAUCCAUCUGUCUUGUUUACUGGCAUACAAGCCUGGGUUACAGUGGCAAGGAUUCUGCCCCUAGGCUUCCAUCUGUGACCAUGGCUCAUCAGGACAGCCACACAUACACAUGCAUACCCAUGCACUCACACUGUCUUUUAUGUGCUUUAUUUAUUAAUUAAUUUUUUUACCAGAACUCAAGGUUGUGAGUGUAGCCGUACACAGUGGAUGUUUCCCGUUGGGGAGAGCACUUUAACUAGAUAGUAACAAAUGACACUAGUGACUGUGCUCAGAAAGGAAAUACUCAAAACCCAGUGAGAGAAUGACGAUGACCACUGGUUUAAACCAGACUAAAAGGUGACAUUUCAAUAUCCAGCUCUGUUUUACAUCAUGUGUCAUAUUCAUAACUUUACCCCUUUACAAACAGCAUUAGUGUGCUUUUACCCUGGGGUUCCAUCUCUUGCGUAAACGGGUAGAUAAGCAGCGACCAUGCCUUCUUAUUGUACCUCUUAUAAACCUGAAAACUGAAAGUGUCACUCAAGCCGAACCAACACACCUCCCAUCAUUUUCAGAGAUAAUGUUUACCCAGCCCUAGAUGAAAGUGCAGUUCAAGGCGAACCACAGGCAUUUGCAUAACAAAUGAGUUAUAUAUUGUUCAGAUUUAUCUCAGGCUCUCUGCUUUUGCAGAUAUAAAGUACACAUCCUCCCACUAUUUAACCCAUUGCAUUUGCUCUUUAAACUGCCCUUGAGUUGGUUGCAUAGAUAAUCAAAGCUUUGAAAUACUGCCACUUUGCUUUAUUUUAUGCUUCCUUCUAUUUUCUCUGUUCCAGUCUGCAUUUGUUACUUGUGUUUUAUUCUCUCCAAUCUAAUUUCAAUAAUUAGGUUGUCUGUUUUCUGUCUUUCUGAUUCUCAUGGUUUUAAAAUCCAUUUUAUCUAUAUUUUGUCUAAUAGUGCUUUUUUUGUUGUUCUCCUACUCCGACACCUGGCCCUUGGAAUAAAGUGUCCAGUGAGCACCAUGUAACACCUUUUAUGGAAAAAAUCUUUUUUCUGGACUGUGGGAGUGGCUGUGAAUAUGUCCAGAGUUGUGACUCUUCCCCUCUCCCACUCCCACGCUCUCUUCGACAGCUCACCUAUUGGAUGUGGUACUGCUUCAUAGUGACAAUGGGCUAUCUGAUCUUGUGUCAGAUCACACGAGUCUACGUGUUUGAUUAUGGAAUGUACUCCGCAGAUUUUACAGGGCCCAUGAUGGUUAUAACACAGAAGAUUACCAGCUUGGCGUUUGAAAUACAUGACGGUUUGACUAAGCGAGAAUCCCAGCUGACCCCCAGUCAAAAAUACCUAGCUAUCAGUCGGAUGCCCAGCUUGUUGGAGUACCUGAGCUACAACUGUAACUUCAUGGGCAUCCUGGCAGGGCCCACCUGCUCUUACAACGACUAUAUGGCCUUCAUAGAAGGGACCUGCUACCAGCCGCGCCACCAGGAGCAUACAAACGGCAAGGAGAACGGCAAAUACAAGCAGAGUGAACCCUCACCCAAGAAUGAAGUCAUCUCCAAGUUAUGCACAUGUGCCAUCUCGCUGGCCGUCUAUCUGUCACUGUACAAGCUGCUCCCAGUAGAGCGCGCCAUAGAUGAUGACUUUGUCAACUCCACACCCUUCCAUCUGCAGGUUGUCUACCUUUACCUGGCCAUGCUGGCACUGAGGCCAAAGUACUACUUUGUAUGGACACUUGCUGAUGCUAUCAACAAUGCAGCUGGAUUUGGCUUCAAUGGAUACAACAAAGAUGGCUCCCCACGGUGGGACCUGAUCUCAAAUCUCCGAAUUCUGAACAUUGAGCUUGCCACCAGUUUUAAGGUGUUCCUAGACAACUGGAAUAUCCAAACAGCUCUUUGGCUCAAAAGGAUAUGCUAUGAGCGCUGUCCCAUCAACCCCACUGCUGCCACCUUCAUGUUGUCAGCCAUGUGGCACGGGGUAUACCCUGGCUACUACCUGACCUUUGCCUCCGGGGCUGCCAUGACCAUGGCUGCACGUGCAAUCAGGCACAACAUCAGACCUUACUUUAUGGUCUCUGACUCGUGUAAGUGCAUCUACGAUGUCAUCACGUGGGCGUGGACUCAGGUUGCCAUUAGCUACAUAGUGGUGCCUUUUGUUGUACUUGCUGUGGGACCAUCACUCAAAUUCUACAAAUCUUGGUACUUUAGCUUACACAUUCUAUGUGUGCUGGUAACAAUGGCCCUGCCUAUGAAAUCAAGACGCUGGCAGGCCAAAGAGCUGCAGGACAGCCUACAGAAGGAUAAGGACAACCUACAGGACAACCGGAUAGAGCACAGCAGCACAGACAACAACUGUAACCAGAAAGACAAAGCCACAUGAGGCUCAGGACCACGAUGCACAGACCUUUCAGCAGCACAAACACUGAUCCAAACUAAAAACCACUGAGAGCUAGAGUGUGGCGAGGCGGUUUACCUAACAAAGAACCAAAUAUCAGACACUCUGAGAAUUUUAACAGACAGAACGCAAAAUGUCCUUUCAAAACGUCCAGUAGCAAGAAUGACAGCAGUCACACUUCUGAUAUGGAUAAGACACCAGAAUGUAACAAUGGCCACAGUGUAAAGUAAUGAGUGACUGCGGUUACUUUACAUGACAUUAAUGAAAAUAAAGACUUCCAAGCUGCCUUAAACCCUCUAUGUACUCAGUUUGGAUGACGCUCUGCAAGAACCCAAAAGUAAUUCCAUUGUAGUGGUGUCAGUUUUUACAAGCAGAGUAGAAGUGCAGUAUGUGGAGGGUUUUUGUCAUUGUCCGGAUACAAACCUCUGUUAGGUGGAUAUAGAAAAUGUUUUCAUGUAUCAUCAGCUGCCAAUUUCAAACAGGCCUUAGGAUUCUCAAAACAUUGAUUUCUUUUUUUUUUUAAAUCUUUAUUCAAGACAAAUUCAUAUUGUACUUGUUUUGUGUUUAGAUGUUUGUGGAAACACUAUUUGAAAUUUAAUUACCUUUUUUAAAUUAUGGAAUAAAUCGACUUUGCUGGAUACAGAGUCUCAAAGUGGAAUUCAGAUUCUGCUCAUCUUCAGAACUGCAAAGUUCAAGAAAAAGGAUUUCUGUUUGUUUUUAUAUUCUCCAUAUUGACUGCUUUUCUUGACAAAUGUGACUCAUGAGUUAAAUGUUUGCGUUAAGGUGAGUUUACUUACCCUGUUGUAAUUUAGAAUACUUUAUAAAUGAAUUUCUGAUUAGGGAUUCAGAAGUGUUUUUUUUUUUGUUUGUUUUAAUAUAAUUUAAUUGAUGCAGGUUCUAAAUAAUAAAUUGCAUAUCUGGUAAAAGGAAGCACUGCAGAACACUUGUACAGUUUAAUUAAUUAUAUUACAUUCUACAAAUAUAUCAGAAAUCUAACCAGGUUACCAUAUACACUGAAGGGUUAUUUCAAUGUCAAGUGGUUGUGUAGCCAUAAUUAUUACAAGCCAGCUGAGUAUAUAUAUAUAAUAAAAGUUUCCAAAUAGAUGCAGCGUGCACCAAAGCACAUAUUCAGGCUACAAAGUACAUAAAUGUUCAGUUUGCAUUUGUCUGUGAAGAAAUCCAUUAUGAUUGUUUAUGAACGAGAUAUAAUACUGUACGAAAUUCAGAAACAGACCAGCUGUUGUGGUAAAUGGUCUUAUUGAUUUAUUUAAUGUUGUGUGCUCUUAUGUUAGAUUAAGGGUGUCAGGGUACAUGUACUGUAAGGUGUAAAAGACACUGGUUUCUCCUGUUGUUUUAGUUUGUGUCUCAUCAUAGGCCUUUCAAAUCAUAUGGUUUCCUCUCUACAACCACCCCUGGGUUAUAGACACGUUUUUAGGGAUUUAGUGAAGAACAUAAGGAAAUGUGGUGCAAAGAAGGCAAUGUCACACACACCUCACUCUUACAGUCAACAGUCAAGAUACAUUGUCACAUAUGUUAGAGCAGGAAAUAUUCUUGGGAUUUCAAGCCCAAAAUAAACACAUCGAAGCUGUGGGUUUUUUUUUUCUUCCCUAAAAAUUUGUCAGUAAUUUGAGUUGGUAUGGGGCAUUUGUGUUAUGUAUAGUAAUAACAAAGUAGAAGAGGUGAGCUUUGAAGUAUAGACCUAUUUUAAUUUCUUUUAAAGAUGUUCUAACAUUGCAUAUUCCUGCCAUAACUGUGUGUGUCUACCAGUAUUUGUGUCAUUCUUAAAUGUCAAGGUGGUCUCAAUUAAACUAUAUUUGUAGCCUGAACCCUGAGUAGGCAAAUAUAGCCCGCCUAAGGCAAAGGGAUGUCAUUCUACAAACAUAGUGAUUAUUGCAAUGCAUGGCCACCCAAACCAGCAGAUCAAUGGAAACUGCUCCAUAUGUCCAAAGUGCCAAACCAUGGAUGGCGCAUUUUAUUUUGUGUGUAUGUGAGCAUGUGUGCUGCGUGUGUUUGUGUAUGUGCGUGCGCGCCUGUGUAACAUAAUGGUUAUUUUUGUGUCAGAAGGAAAUUUAUUGAAAGAUUUGUAUAACAGUACAUUCAGAUGCUAAUUUAUGUGGCAAAAUAAAGAGAAAUUAUU
Monopterus albus (swamp eel) is the source of this 4665-nucleotide messenger RNA. RefSeq names its product membrane bound O-acyltransferase domain containing 2a (gene mboat2a). Gene Ontology annotation, cellular component: membrane. The record is from RefSeq and is a predicted model, not a curated record. Bases 1173 to 2513 code for a protein of 446 amino acids. The transcript is spliced from 12 exons. NCBI's taxonomy places the organism in Eukaryota, Metazoa, Chordata, Actinopteri, Synbranchiformes, Synbranchidae. Gene Ontology annotation, molecular function: acyltransferase activity. Gene Ontology annotation, biological process: lipid modification.